AUGAAAUCCAACACACAUGACCUCGACGCUAUAAUCCUGAAACUUAACAGCGAACCGUCCCAAUCUGGACUUUAUCCACAACUUCGACAUAGAGAAAACGGACAGCUUUUCAACCAUAUCUACCCUGGCCAGCCGGAAAAAGUUUACGCUGCAGUCUUAGAUUUUAACGGCGAUCUCAUCGACCGCAACAAACCGUACCCAAAGCUACGUCACACAGCUUCAGGCCAUCUUUUUCGAUACAAGAUACUAGCUGUUAGGGACGUGAGUCGCGUACCUUCAAUUCUCCGCAACUGGUUCCAUUGA
Molecule: messenger RNA, 303 nt
Organism: Alternaria burnsii
Lineage: Eukaryota; Fungi; Ascomycota; Dothideomycetes; Pleosporales; Pleosporaceae
Exons: 1
Coding region: 1-303 (100 amino acids)
Source: RefSeq, a predicted model, not a curated record